GGGUCCGAGGGCCACGAGCCCGACGUGGCGCCUCCAGGUCAUCACGCACGAAGCCGUCAAAACAACACAUAAUGCAACAUUGCACAUUAUAUAUCCGCAAAGAAAAACACCGAAGUCGUAAACAGCGCAGCUCCCCGCGGAGGGAAGAGUAACGGGUUUCGUCAGCGUGCGCGUGCCCCACCUUCGCAGGCCUUUUUGGAGAACGUAAACAGCUCGUCUCCGCGCGGCUUAUCGCGCACAUGCAGGCGCGUAAACGGCGCAGCGCUAUCAGACGAAAACAAGCCGCCUCCUGCGACGGCGCACCGGUCAGUGGCCCGUUGUUUUCCUCCAGUGAUGCGGGCGGGCGACCGCUCUCAGGGGACACCAGAGGAUGACACGCUUUCACCUGUCCGCGCUUUGCGUGAUACUCUGCGCUUUGCGACGCGCCUCCGCCGUCCAGGGUGCGCGAGAUCUCGAAAAAAACGUGGCCAUGCUGCUGAAAGAGGAACCAGAAAACCCCAAGUGCUUCAUACGAGGCCGAAAGGACUUCACGUGCUUCUGGCAGGAGGAUGAGGAGCGGGCCGGUUCUGUGGAUCAGUACUCCUUCACGUACACCUACCAGAAGGAGGAGAGCCAGCGGUGCCCUCUGAGGACCCUCCCUGCAGCGGGCGGGAGGAGGCUGUUCCUCUGCCACCUGGACCGACCCCAGUUGUUUGUCCAAAUGGACAUACGAGUGCAUCGCGGCGAAGCGUUGAUCCACAACCGCAGCCUCCUCAUCGAGCUCCUCUUUCUUCUGGACCCUCCCGCCAACGUGACGGUGAGCACCACGACUCAGAAAGGCGAGUUGAAUGUCAGCUGGGUGCCUCCUUCUCUCAAGUACAUGGAGGACACCAUGAUGUACGAGGUCAGCUACGCCGCGGCCGACGGCCACUCGGGGCAGGUGGAGGUGGUACGAGCCAGCUCAGAGUUGAUCCUGAGAGGCCUUCAGCCAAGAACCAAGUACACGGUGCGAGUCCGCGUGAAGCUGGACGGGAUUAGCUACAACGGCUACUGGAGUGCCUGGAGCGAGCCGGUUGUCAUGGAGACGCUGCCCGCAGAACUCGACCUACUCAUCGUGUCCCUGGUGCUCAUCAUGUCUUUCAUCUUCAUUGCGCUGUCUCUCAUCAUGCUUCUGUCACAACGGAGGUUUGUCAUAAAGAAGAUUUGGCCGACUAUUCCGACUCCUGACAGCAAGUUCAAAGGUCUUUUCACUGUGUAUGGAGGGGACUUUAAGGAGUGGUUGGGUCAGACCGACGGAGGAGUUUGGUUGACUCCGGAGUACUUCUACUCAGAAGAAUGCCCUUCACCUCUGGAGGUCCUGUCAGAGCUCCGCCUGGGCUCCUCCCUGCCUUUCCCAGCUCUGCCACCCAAGGCCUUCAGGGCUGCGAUCACGGGCGGAAAGGAGGACGAGGAUGCAGUGAGAGGGGCGGAGGAGAGAGAGCUGCCGGAAAGAGGCGAUCCAGCUCUGACGGAGCGAUUGAGAGCCGAACCAAACGACCACUGGCUGAUGGACCGCUUAAGGGCUCUCCACCAGAACCCGGCUCCCUGCUCCAAGUCCUCUCUGCUGGAGUCCCAAGACGCCUACGUCACCCUCAACGGCAGCAGCCAAAUAGAAGACGGUCACCUGGGCGACACCCUGGAGGAGGCACUACCCCUCGGGGAGCUUUUCGCCGCCGGGCAGACGGUGUCGUGUGAAUCUCACUCCGACCUGUGGUCCAGGCCGCAGAGCUCGGGGUCGGGUGGCCUUUCGUCACAGUCCAGCUUGGAGUACCCGAACCACGACUGGACGUCCAAAUGCCCGGGGUACACCUACAUGGCGGUAGCGGACUCCGGGGUCUCAAUGGAUUACAGCCCCAUGAGCCGGGCAGACGACAUUGGAAGUGUCGUCAUCUACGCCAAUGACUACAAGAACGAGAUGCCGGUUCACAGAAGGCCCUUCCUGCAGCACGCCGCCAAAGAUGACAGCUGACGGGACCAAAGUGGACAUGCUGCACAUGAACGGAGCUUCAGAGGAAGCUUUCUGGAACUGCACCCAAACUCACCCUGACGUUGAGAAAGGUGGACCAAGGAUUUGGGGGCAGACUGACACCGAAGUGCAAGCUGAAGGACUCGGGAAGAAGAGUCCUGCUGGAUGUACGUCCUCUACGUGGUUUCUACUUUGCGCAGGGCUUUUUGAAGAAGUCCCAUAAAUUCAAGGGAGUGUUUCAAGUGGUGUAUUCACAUUUCAAAGCUACGUGUACUUUUAAAGCUUAAAUAACGGCUUUUUGGUUAAAUGACAGAACCGAGCGCCUGGAAGACUUUGAUGCGUCUUAAAGGGAGUUUGUGUGUUGUCAACAAAUCAGUGUGGCCUCUGAAACCAAAGCGUAAACUCUGACCACUCAACCAUCAUUUAAAUAGUGUGAACUGGGUCGAGGUCGAUCAAUGCUCUUUAUAAAACGCUAAUGACAGUGUGCUCUGAAUGGCAAUGUUGAUCGGCUGAUAAAACUCACUGUAUUUGUAAAUAGUAUUAUUGGGAUUUGUGUUUUAUUGCAAAAGCAGAAUUCUGGAACAAAUGAAGGAGAAGCAGUUCAAUUCUAGGCCAUAUUCAUUCUCAUGUAACUGUAGAAAGUGUCUUUCUUCUGGUGUUUACGUUGUGUUUUUACUCACUGCUGCCAUCUAAAGAGCAGAGCAUGUACAGUACAUCUUACCCUGAUGCUUUACAGUUGCAGUUUUUAAAUCCAACUUCCAUUUUUUUAUGCUAGUGUUGCUUUGUAAAAACCUCUCACAUCUGAUUUCUUUCUCUAAAAAGUAAAUGAAAUGUAUUUUUUGUUAACUUACACUUUUGACCAACAAUAUAUGGUUGGAAGAACUCUCACAACAGACUGGCUGUCCAUCACGUGUUGCACGCUUUUCACUACAGCAAUUAAUGGCAUAUAGAAGAUUAUAAAACCACUCAUCAAUUAACUAAACUUUUUCCUACAUUCUGCAUGCAAAAUAUUUUAAGCCGAGAUUUAUACUUUCAGUACUUUAUUUAGAAGGUUUUUUUCAGACACAACAUCAUGUACUAAAAGUGAUGUUUAUUUUUCAAAAAUAAAGAUUUUCUAUAUUUCUUCUUAUUCGUGAAAUACUUUAACUGUGACAUCAGCCACUUCAAUCUGAUGUCUCAUACAAUCGCUCCGAUGUUGUAAAUGAGUGUUUCUCAACUGAAAACCUGAGAGGACGAAUAAGGGGAGACAGAAAAAUGUCAAAAUUAAUAUGGUUUUCAAAAUAAUAAUAAUGUUAAUUUGUGUAUAAUGUGAAUUUCUCUUUUCUUUGGUUACAAAUAAACUUUGUUUUAUCUUGAAGGGUCCCGAACCAAACACGUUGGUAACCACUUAUCAACUUAAAACCACCUAUGUAAUCUAUGUAAAUGUUUUCAUUAUGCAAGACUUUCUUCAUGUGUUUAACAAAACUUUUUGCCGAUUAAACUCAUAAAACAUUUUGUAUCUUCAA
Gasterosteus aculeatus aculeatus (three-spined stickleback) is the source of this 3489-nucleotide messenger RNA. RefSeq names its product erythropoietin receptor (gene epor). Gene Ontology annotation, biological process: cytokine-mediated signaling pathway. Lineage: Eukaryota; Metazoa; Chordata; Actinopteri; Perciformes; Gasterosteidae. The record is from RefSeq and is a predicted model, not a curated record. Gene Ontology annotation, molecular function: cytokine receptor activity; protein binding. Gene Ontology annotation, cellular component: external side of plasma membrane; membrane.